Molecule: messenger RNA, 37927 nt
Organism: Coregonus sp. 'balchen'
Lineage: Eukaryota; Metazoa; Chordata; Actinopteri; Salmoniformes; Salmonidae
Source: the annotation of a GenBank genome assembly
AUACGAGAGGGAGAGAGAGGAGGGAGAGGGACAGAUGGGGAGGGGGAGAGGGAGGACGAAGGAGGAGGGCAGAAAAUACUAGAGCGAGGGAGGGAGGGAGGAAGAGAGCGGGAGGCAGAGAAAGAGAGAGAGAUGGGGAGAGUGUAAGCAGUGAUGAUGAUGCUGCCUGCUGCUGCGUGUGGGUUUGUUUACCUGCUGCUCUGCUGUGAGGAGACAGAAUCCACCGCCAGGCCCAUCACUCGCUACGCAGACUGUCAUCUUACCCUAUAGACGAGGAACAGAGCUGAGCUGUUAGGAUCAGAGAUGUACUAGUCUGUCUGUACAUCAGUAGCAUGCGGCCGGAUGUGGAUUAGCCCUUCUACAGGCAUCCGCUGUGCUGUGUCACUCGCCACCAUGCUGCUUCAUUUAGUAGCGGCUAUGCUAAUGCUACUAUCUACAGGUUGCCUGUAGCAUUCACUGGAUAAAGGUAGGGAAAUGUUCUGGGAUUUUAAGCCUAGUCUAUGUAUUGUAUCUGACUUAUGUGCUGACUGGACUGUAGCCAUUUUGCGAAGGCUACUACUUAGCAUCCCUUCUUAUACUCUGUCUGUAGAAUUAGGCACUGCUCUAACCCCCUAUGGUGGUUUUGGCUGGGGUGAGGAGCUCAGAUGGGCCGUUGACAGGGAAUAAAUAAUACCCAGCGUCCUCUGCAUGCUGUUCUAAACGGCCGCCCUCGUCAGCCAUAAUGAGUGAGUCCUCUUCAGACUGCCUAUGAAGGAGGAAUCUAAUGGUAGAAACAUGCAUUUAUCAUAGCGUGGGUUUAUCUAUUGAUUUUAAAUAGGAAAACAGCUCCUUGCUGCUCUGUGGCAAUGUUUAUCUAGUCUUUGUUGCAGUGUUCAGUGUUUGUGUGUUAACUCCCACUAGUGAGAUUAUAGGCCUGGCUUCUCGGCUACGCCAACAUUGGGUUGAAUCGGAUUGGUUAGCGCUGAACAGUAACAAAAGCCUACACUCACUGGGUCCCCACGAACAGGCUUGAAGAACACUGGUCAAUGCCAACAUUCGAUAACGUGACUAAUGUCAGCUAUCUGAAGACAUUUUUGGACUGUCAGUUAAAUUGGGGAUGUGUUUCUUCCUUAAAGUAGACUCAGUGAAAUGACGUUGCAACAAGCAGCACCGGAGAUAUUGAGUUGGGCGAGAUGUAACACCUUUGCUGUCACACACAGUAUCACACACAGCGUGGUAGCCAGGGGAUCAAAACAGUGGAGAAGUUGAGCCUCGCACUUCAACACUCUUAGUUGUUGCGGAAAUAAUAUAACGGUUAUUGUGUUUUCACUUUGUAAAUGUUUGUCACGUCCCGCUCAUCCCAUUGAGUUAGGUAUUCAGGAUAAAGUCAAAAGUGACACGGACGUUUAAUCAUAACGGUUCAGAGUAUUUCCAUGGUAAUGGAAUUAUGCUGAAACUCCGAUUUAUCACUUUUAGAAAAAUGUAUACCAAACAAAAAAACAUUGAUUUCAACAUUUAAUAAACCAUAGAAUGUUAUGCACAAAGACUACUUUAAAACAUUUUUACUGAACAUUUUACAAAAACACAUUAACAGGAUGAACUGUGCAGGUACAAAGUUUGGUAACAGAAUAAAACUGAGGGAGAUUUUACCGUAAUUACCAAACCUUGCAUCUGCUGUUUUUCAUUUUACAUUUACAUUUUAGUCAUUUAGCAGACGCUCUUAUCCAGAGCGACUUACAGUUAGUGAGUGCAUACAUUAUUUUUCAUACUGGCCCCCCGUGGGAAUCGAACCCACAACCCUGGCGUUUACCAACUGAGCUACAUCCCUGCCGGCCAUUCCCUCCCCUACCCUGGACGACGCUGGGCCAAUUGUGCGCCGCCCCAUGGGUCUCCCGGUCGCGGCCGGCAACGACAGAGCCUGGAUACGAACCAGGAUCUCUAGUAGCACAGCUAGCGCUUUAGUAUUUUAUUUAUUUAUUUACUGUGUAAAUUGUUCAAAGUAGUCAUUGUGCAUAGAUUUGUAUGGUUUGUUAAACUUUGAAAUCAGUGGUUGUUGUUUGGCAUUAAUUUUAAAGUCUCACCGUGGAAUUACCCUUCACUGACUUUGAGUCUCUCUCUGAAGUUCUUCUUUGGGUUCCUAUGAAAUGAUGUAAUAUUGAAGUCCUCUUAAUCUGAACCAAGGAACAUGUCUGACCACUUCCCUCAAUGUGAACAUUUCCUGAUUGCAGUUCAGGAAGUGAGGUAAACCGAAGGAAAUAUGCAAGACUGUACAUUUUGCCCAGCUGUGAGACACUGAACGUGAAUAAGCUGUUGAUGUUCAAAGCUCAGUCAAACAUCGUCACACAAUAGGCACGUCAUUUAUCUCAUAGGGACUUCCUGGUUUAAAUCAAUUAGACAAAUAAUGGCAAAAUAAAGCAUAAGAUAGAAUAAGAUCAUUCUGUCCAACUCAGGGCCUCUUCCUCAGUUGUGUAUUGAUGUGUGAGAACAGUAACAGCACUGACAAGCAUGCAUCACGUGCCUCAAACACUGAGGACAAACAGUAAUCUCAGUCCUCUUUGCCAGCCUAGAAUAGUAAUGAUAUUAGGUCAACAGCUUAAUUUGGGGAAAGCAUGGCUGAGUCGUACGCUUACCUGACUUGACUGAUGUGGAGGCUAGAUGUGUGGGUAGACUACAGUACUGUAGAUGGCAAGUGUUGCUCUCCUCUCACUGGUUAUGUCAUCAUGAUAGUUAACCAAUCAGCCUGCUAGCUGGUCGUGGCUCCACAUGGUUGCAGCCAGUGCUGACUCUCUCACUGGCAUACUAAUGAUGCUACUGCAUAUUGUAGGCCUAUAUCAUCACAUGUUCUAGAUUGAUUUGUCAAAGCACAGUAGCUGCUUUCAGUGAGUUGUCUCUACACUUUGAAGGUCUGCACCAAAAUAAUGGUGUCAGUCUCCGAGUGUACAGUGUAUGAUGGAAGAUGACAAGCAGUUAUUUUGAAAUGUUACUAGCAUGUUUUAGGCUUGUGGCACUGUUAGUUACACGUAUAGAAUGAGUCACAUGGACCAUGGUUUAGUUUUCCCCUUGGGCUGGGCUGAGUGUGGCUGUGUGAGCUUGUGAGAGAGAGCGAGACUCACACAAACAGAAGAAGGAACAGGUGAUUCAGAUUAGAGCGUGAAUCAUUUCUUUAGAAGUUCAGAGCAGCUGUAACCCUUUCAUAUGAAAAUUAGCAUCUCCCGACCCCCUACAUGUUUUAUCUGACACACACGCAUACACACACACUAGGGCUGACCCCAAUUAGUCGACUGGUUGAUUGUUUGGUUGUUAGGCUGUUGGUCGACCAAGAUUGUUUUAGUCGAGCAGUAACAAAUAUAUAUAUAUAUAUGCGCCCAUCUCAGUGAGCCAUUGUGGAGGCCUAGACUAAAAGCCAAUUUAUGCUUGAUCUGAAAAUUUGGUUGGAGGCUCCAUAUGGAGGGUGUGACGCAAUUGCGGAGCCUCCAGAGGCAUGCAGAGGCCAAAUCGAGCUCCAUACCGCAUUGCCAUGCGCCUCCCAAAUGUUGUAACAAUGCGGAGGGCUCUGUGUAGCUCCGCAUUGACAUGAUUGGUUGACGGUAGGUGGGGGCGGUACAUCCUGUAGAAAACACAAACUCACUUCCUUGACAACAGCUCUGCACUGCUCCCCAAAGUGCAAGAAGUAUGAAUGCCCUGACUUCUGCUGAGGCCAUAUCACCGUAAAUGCUGCAUGGCCAAUGCAGACGUGGGAUUGACCAUGCGCCCAGAUGCACAAUGCACUUCACUCUCCAGAAUGCACUCUCUCCCGCCAAUUUGUGCACAUUCAUUGUUUCAUAACUUAAUUGUGUAAAUUGUUUGCAUAUGAUUGGUAGUGUAUAUCAAUUCCCCAUUACAUAUAUCACCAGUAGUACAUUUACCGUUAAUUCCAAUCGUUUCUAAUCUACAAUGUUUGUUGCUUUGGUUAUGGUAAUUUCUGUUAAUGCAUUCAAUAUUAUUAUUCCAGCCUUCUCGUUGUCAUUGUUGGAGUGGACACAUUGUUUGCAGAGUGCGCAUCCUAUGCUACACUUGUGAGAAACAAGUUUUGGUUUAUUUCAUUCCAUUUAUGAGUUUUGUCAAAAUAGUCAUUGUCUUUUGUUUGGAGCGCUCCUGUCAAUGUAGAUUAUUUAAUAUUUUUAACCUUUAUUUAACCAGGUAAGCCAGUUGAGAACAAGUUCUCAUUUACAACUGCGACCUGGCCAAGAUAAAGCAAAGCAGUGCGAUUAAAAACAACAACAUAGAGUUACAUAUGGGGUAAAACAAAACAUAAAAUAUAUAUACAGUGUGUGCAAAUGUAGCAAGUUAUGGAUGUAAGGCAAUAAAUAGGCCAUAGUACAAAAUAAUUACAAUUAGUAUUAACACUGGAAUGAUAGAUGUGCAAGAGAUGAUGUGCAAAUAGAGAUACUGGGGUGCAAAUGAGCAAAAUAAAUAACAAUAUGGGGAUGAGGUAGUUGGGUGGGCUAAUUUCAGAUGGGCUGUGUACAGGUGCAGUGAUCGGUAAGGUGCUCUGACAACUGAUGCUUAAAGUUAGUGAGGGAGAUAAGAGUCUCCAGCUUCAGAGAUUUUUGCAGUUCGUUCCAGUCAUUGGCAGCAUAGAACUGGAAGGAAUGGCGGGCAAAGGAGGUGUUGGCUUUGGGGAUGACCAGUGAGAUAUACCUGCUGGAGCGCAUACUACGGGUGGGUGUUGCUAUGGUGACCAAUGAGCUAAGAUAAGGCGGGGAUUUGCCUAGCCGUGAUUUAUUUGUUGGCCUGGAGCCAAUGGGUUUGGCGACGAAUAUGUAGUGAGGACAAGCCAACAAGAGCGUACAGGUCACAGUGGUGGGUAGUAUAUGGGGCUUUGGUGACAAAACGGAUGGCACUGUGAUAGACUACAUCCAAUUUGCUGAGUAGAGUGUUGGAGGCUAUUUUGUAAAUGACAUCGCCCAUUCCUCAGCUACUCGCUUAAGUUCAGUGGCCAUUCGCACCAUGGUUGCUAAGCGACCAAGCGUUAGUCCUUCCUCCUCAUCUCUCGUGUCCUCUUCUCCCUCUUCUCUUUCAUCGUCGCUUUGUGGCUUUGUCAUUUACCUUCCCUUAGCAUGUCCAGAAGUUUAACUUUAUCUGAGAUAGGUAGCAUCUUCCGCCGUUUGGGCCCAUCCGCAGGUGCUUUUGUCGGUCCAGGCCGUUUCGUCGACAUUAUGGGUUUAGGAGAUGUUCGAAAUUACAAGAUAAUUUGGCCAACUUAAUGUAAAUUUGCCAAGCUGUUUUAUGUACGUACACAUAACUGCACGAGACGACAAAAUGAUAGCACAAUUCGUAGCAUGUUUUGAUACAAGAAGCGGGAGUGAGUUUUUAGCGAAUCAGAAUGCAGAGCACAAUGCACCAAAAAAAAAAAAAUGCAUUAUGAAAAUCCGCGAAAUAGCGAAUCCGCGAUAAGUGAACCGCGAAUAGUCAAGGAUCGGUAGGAUACUCAGUUUUACGAGGGCAUGUUUGGCAGCAUGAGUGAAGGAGGCUUUGUUGCGAAAUAGGAAGCUGAUUCUAGAUUUAACUUUGGAUUGUAGAUUCUUAAUGUGAGUCUGGAAGGAGAGUUUACAGUCUAACCAGACACCUAGGUAUUUGUAGUUGUCCACAUACUCUAGGUCAGACCCGUCGAGAGUAGUGAUUCUAGUCGGGUGGGCGGGUGCCAGCAGUGUUCGAUUGAAGAGCAUGCAUUUAGUUUUACUAGUGUUUAAGAGCAGUUGGAGGCUACUGAAGGAGUGUUGUAUGGCAUUGAAGCUCGUUUGGAGGUUUGUUAACACAGUGUCCAAUGAAGGGCCAGAUGUAUACAAAAUGGUGUCGUCUGCAUAGAGGUGGAUCUGAGAGUCACCAGCAGCAAGAGCGACAUCAUUGAUAUACACGGAGAAAAGAGUCGGCCCAAGAAUUGAACCCUGUGGCACCCCCAUAGAGAAUGCCAUAGGUCCAGACAACAGGCCCUCCGAUUUGACACAUUGAACUCUAUCUGAGAAGUAGUUGGUGAACCAGGCAAGGCAGUCAUUUGAGAAACCAAGACUAUUUAGUCUGCCAAUAAGAAUGCGGUGGUUGACAGAGUCGAAAGCCUUGGCCAGGUCGAUGAAGACGGCUGCACAGUACUGUCUAUUAUCGAUUGCGGUUAUAAUAUCGUUUAGGACCUUGAGCGUGGCUGAGGUGCACCCAUGACCAGCUCGGAAACCGGAUUGCAUAGCGGAGAAGGUACGGUGGGAUUCGAAUUGGUCGGUGAUCUGUUUGUUAACUUGGCUUUCAAAAACUUUCGAAAGGCAGGGCAGGAUGGAUAUAGGUCUGUAACAGUUUGGAUCUAGAGUGUCACCCCCUUUGAAGAGGGGGAUGACCGCGGCAGCUUUCCAAUCUCUGGGGAUCUCAGACGUUACGAAAGAGAGGUUGAGCAGGCUAGUAAUAGGGGUUGCGAAAAUGUCGGCGGCUAGUUUUAGAAAGAAAGGGUCCAGAUUGUCUAGCCCAGAUGAUUUGUAGGGGUCCAGAUUUUGCAGCUCUUUCAGAACAUCAGCUGUCUGAAUUUGUGUGAAGGAGAAGCGGGUGGGGGGCCAUGGGCAAGUUGCAGCGGAGGGUGCAGAGCUGGUGGCCUGGGUAGUGGUAGCCAGGUGGAAAACAUGGCCAGCCGUAGCAAAAUGCUUGUUGAAAUUCUCGAUUAUUGUAGAUUUAUCGGUGGUGAUAGUGUUUCCUAGCCUCAGUGCAGUGGGCAGCUGGGAGGAGGUGCUCUUAUUCUCCAUGGACUUUACAGUGUCCCUAAACUUUUUGGAGUUAGUGCUACAGGAUGCACAUUUCUGUUUGAAAAAGUUAGCCUUUGCUUUCCUAACUGCUUGUGUAUAUUGGUUCCUAACUUCCCUGAAAAGUUGCAUAUCGCGGGGGCUAUUUGAUGCUAAUGCAGUACACCACAGGAUGUUUUUGUGCUGGUCAAGGGCAGUCAAGUCUGAGGAGAACCAGGGGCUAUAUCUGUUCUUAGUUCUGUAUUUUUUGAAUGGGGCAUGUUUAUUUAAGAUUGAGAGGAAAUUACUUUUAAAGAACAACCAGGCAUCCUCUACUGACGGAAUGAGAUCGAUAUCCAUCCAGGAUACCUGGGCCAGGUCAAUUAGGAAGGCCUGCUCGCUAAAGUGUUUUAGGGAGCGUUUGACAGUGAUGAGGGGUGGUCGUUUGACCACGGACCCGUUACGGACGCAGGCAAUAAGGCAGUGAUCGCUGAGAUCCUGGUUGAAGACAGCAGAGGUGUAUUUAGAGGGUAAGUUAGUCAGGAUGAUAUCUAUGAGGGUACCCAUGUUUACGGAUUUAGGGUUGUACCUGGUAGGUUUGUUGAUCAUUUGUGUGAGAUUGAGGGCAUCUAUUUUGGAUUUUAGGAUGGCCGAGGUGUUAAGCAUAUCCCAAUUUAGGUCACCAAGCAGUACAAACUCUGAGGAUAAAUGGGGGGCAAUCAAUUCACAUAUGGUGUCCAGGGCACAGCUGGGGGCUGAGGGGGGUCUGUAGCAAGCGGCAACAGUGAGAUACUUAUUUCUGGAAAGGUGUAUUUUUAGAAGUAGAAGCUCAAACUGUUUGGGCACAGACCUGGAUAGUAUGAUAGAGCUCUGCAGGCUAUCUCUACAGUAGAUUGCAACUCCACCCCCUUUUGCAGUUCUAUCUAGACGGAAAAUGUUGUAGUUGGGGAUGGAAAUUUCAGAAUUUUUGGUGGCCUUCCUAAGCCAGGUUUCAGACAGGGUUGGCGGAGUGUGCUAACGCAGUGAAUAACUCAAACUUAGGAAGGAGGCUUCUGAUGUUAACGUGCAGAAAACCAAGGCUUUUACGGUUACAGAAGUCAACAAAUGAUAGCUCCUGGGGAGUAGGAGUGAUACUGGGGGCUGCAGGGCCUGGGUUAGCCUCUACAUCACCAGAGGAACAGAGGAGGACUAGAAUAAAGAUACGGCUAAAUGCUUUAAGAACUGGUCUUCUAGUGCGUUGGGUACAGAGAAUAAAGGGGCCAGAUUUCCAGGCGUUGUAGAAAAGAUUCAGGGCAUUAUGUACAGACAAGGAUAUGGAAGGAUAUGAGUACAGUGGAGGUAAACCUAAGCGUUGGGUAACAAUGAAAGAGAGAGCAUCACUGGAGGCACCGAUUGAGCCGGUCUCGGCGUGUAUGGGGGGUGGAACAAAGGAACUAUUUGAGGCAGUUUGAGAGGGACUUGGGGUUCUACAGUGAAAUUGUAUAAUAAGAACUAACUGGAACAGCAAUAGGCAAGGCAUAUUGACAUGGGAGAGAGGCAUAAAGCAAUCACAGGUGUUAUUAGAGAGAGCUAGGACAACAACUUUUAAUGGCGAUAAAGUUUGGGCUGAGGCUAAACAGAUAAACAGGACAGGGUACCGUGUAAAGGAACAGUCCAGCAGGCAUCAGCUGUGCAGCUGAGUGAUCAUAAGGUCCAGUGAACAGCAAUAUGUGAGUCUGAGAGCAGUUCGAAUUGGUGCUUCAGCACAGCGAGCAGGAAGCACGGCUGUUUGCGUGUGCUAGCGGGCCGGGGCUAGCAGACAGAUCUUCGUGGUCGUCGCAACGGGAAGCCUGUUGAAACCACAGACGAUUACGUCAGCAGACCAGUCGUGAUGGAUCGGCAGGGCUCCGUGUCGACUCUAGGAGGUCCCGUCCGGUUGACAGAGAGAUAGAUAGCCGGGAGAUGUGCCUGCCUCAAGGCUAGCUCAAGGCUGAUUAGCCAACAACAACGUUCAUUUGGUUGCAGCUAGCUAGUUGCGAUUAUCCAGUGUUAAAGGUCCAGUGAUUCAGUGAUUCCGGCAGAAAAUCCGAUGUUCUGGGUGAAAACCGCUAACGGUGGCUAAUAGCAAGUAGCUAGUUAGCCGGCUGGCUAGUUUCAACUGGAGAUUCUAGAUAAAGGUGAGUAAAUAAUAGAAUCCGUUCCACAUUGAGUGAGGCGGGUUGCAGGAAAGUAUAUUUAGUAGAAGGAUGAAAAGUGUGAUAGGGAAAUAUAUACAUAAAAUACAAAAAAAUACAAAAAACAGGCUAUUUACAUGGACACACAAGAGAACACGACCGCUCUGCUACGCAUUCUUGGAUCUGAGUAAGGACGCGCACGCAUAGAAGUAGGCCUAUAGGCUACCUGGCCUGCGCACAAAUGUAGGCAUAUAAAUGUGCCCAUUUUGGGGAUCUGAUAGUAUUUCUGAUUGGCUUAACGCACAACAACUAAUGACCUGUGGAGCUUCUCAAAGUAAUGUUUUCUUCUCCUAAAACAGUAAGCAAACAAAGUCUGUUUUUACAUCCAUUGAGAAUUACAAUUGUUCCUCAAUGCAUUAGAAAAAUCUUUCCAGCGCUCUCCCUUUUGAUAACCACUCAGCGUGAAAGGGAAAAAUGUAAUGCUCUGAUCAAGUGGAAACGUCAUAAAAUAGGCCUUCUUAGAUAGAUUACUUCUUAUCAGUGCUUGACUUGGACAGAAAUAGGUUCCGGUAUUCAUUUCGGGUGCUGGUACUGUUUAUAUUUAGGUGCAGGAGCUCCACAAUACUUUUUAGCUAAUAUCCUAUAAGAGGAACAGGAGCUCAAGCAGUAGAAAAUUUGAGGUGCCGAUACUCGGCUCCGGUGAGCUUUUGCCCAAGUCAAGCACUGCUUCUUAUCCCUUGCGCAAGUAGCCUACAGCUGUGUCUGUCCCGAGCUCCCUGGCGCGGGAAACUCUGAGGGCCCGGAAUAUUUAAUACAAUGUUGCUAGCAGCGCAAUCUUCGGGCAGGACCCAAGUUGGGUCUCAUGGGUCCUCUGUAGCUCAGCUGGUAGAGCACGGCGCUAGUAACGCCAAGGUAGUGGGUUCGAUCCCCGGGACCACCCAUACACAAAAAAAAAAUUAAGCACGCAUAACUGUAAGUCGCUUUGGAUAAAAGCGUCUGCUAAAUGGCAUAUUAUUAUUAUUAUUAUUAUUAUUAUUAUUAUUAAGUUAAUAGUUGAUACAAUGUUUCAAGUUUGUUGCAGACAGGCCAUGUGUAGCCAAUGUGAUAUAUAGGAUAUUUCUUUUUAUCAGGACAUUUUCUACCUGCAGGCUGCAAUGUUUUUAUUUGUUGGCUUUAUGUAGGCUAUUUUUACAUAGUUGGCAAUAGCAAUAGAAGUUACUUUUUCGGUUUAUCAUUUUCAUUUAGCUUUGGAUAGAAUUUUGAUUAACCACAUAAAUGAUUUUGCGAUAUGAAGACUGUUUCACGAAAAUGUGCAUAUGAAAACCAUAACUGGCACGCAGAUCGUUAGAAAUGGUGGAAAGGUUGCCGACUCCUCGUGUAGCCUAUUACCGGCAACUUCAGGAGAGUAAUGGCAGAAUCUGCGAAAGCCAGCAGGAGCGGGAGGAGAAUAGUUGGGUCAGGUUUUUUUUAUUCUUGUUAUCUAGAUCUCUGGUGCCCUCUUGAGGCAUUUGUCUUAUUUCAUCAAACCGUGAGCUUAAAGCAUCAGACAAGCUCAAUGCAUAUAGUUGAUUUUAUAAAAACGCAUAGGGUGUGUCUAUAUAUGGAAAAAUACACCAUUUAAAAUGUUGACCAAUCGACUUUCGGUCAACCAAGAUUUUUUUUUGUCGGGGACAGCCCUAACACACACACACACCGUGACACAAAAACACACACACACUCCUGGUGUGUGUGUGUGUGUGUGUGUGUGUGUGUGUGUGUGUGUGGAGAGGGUGGUCCGGUGGCUCCAGUUGAUGGUGGCCCCUGGAUUGAGUAUAUGCAGGACUGCUUCUUAAAUAGAAUGAUGCACAGACACUGCACUGCCUCAGUAGAGCCUCAAACCACACCAGACACACACACACCUUCAAAAGUGAGUUAUCACUGAGAGAAGGCUGGUGACUGGAGAGAGGGAAAGAAGAUGGGGGGGGGGGGGGGGGGGGGAGAGAGAGAGAGGGAGGACCAGGUACACCCUGAGCUGUUGAACAGUCCCCUCCCGUCUGUCCAUCCCUCUCCCUGACAUGACUACUGUAGGAACUAUGCAGCCAGUCUAGUCUGGAGGACAGCUCUAAUUACUGUAGGAACUAGGCAGCCAGUCUAGUCUGGAGGGCAGCUCUAACUACUGUAGGAACUAGGCAGCCAGUCUAGUCUGGAGGACAGCUCUAACUACUGUAGGAACUAGGCAGCCAGUCUGGAGGGCAGCUCUAACUACUGUAGGAACUAGGCAGCCAGUCUAGUCUGGAGGACAGCUCUAACUACUGUAGGAACUAGGCAGCCAGUCUAGUCUGGAGGGCAGCUCUAACUACUGUAGGAACUAGGCAGCCAGUCUAGUCUGGAGGGCAGCUCUAACUACUGUAUGAACUAGGCAGCCAGUUUAGUCUGGAGGACAGCUCUAACUACUGUAGGAACUAGGCAGCCAGUCUGGAGGGCAGCUCUAACUACUGUAGGAACUAGGCAGCCAGUCUAGUCUGGAGGACAGCUCUAACUACUGUAGGAACUAGGCAGCCAGUCUGGAGGACAGCUCUAACUACUGUAGGAACUAGGCAGCCAGUCUAGUCUGGAGGACAGCUCUAACUACUGUAGGAACUAGGCAGCCAGUCUAGUCUGGAGGACAGCUCUAACUACUGUAGGAACUAGGCAGCCAGUCUAGUCUGGAGGACAGCUCUAACUACUGUAGGAACUAGGCAGCCAGUCUAGUCUGGAGGACAGCUCUAACUACUGUAGGAACUAGGCAGCCAGUCUGGAGGGCAGCUCUAACUACUGUAGGAACUAGGCAGCCAGUCUAGUCUGGAGGACAGCUCUAACUACUGUAGGAACUAGGCAGCCAGUCUAGUCUGGAGGGCAGCUCUAACUACUGUAUGAACUAGGCAGCCAGUUUAGUCUGGAGGACAGCUCUAACUACUGUAGGAACUAGGCAGCCAGUCUAGUCUGGAGGACAGCUCUAACUACUGUAGGAACUAGGCAGCCAGUCUAGUCUGGAGGACAGCUCUAACUACUGUAGGAACUAGGCAGCCAGUCUGGAGGGCAGCUCUAACUACUGUAGGAACUAGGCAGCCAGUCUAGUCUGGAGGACAGCUCUAACUACUGUAGGAACUAGGCAGCCAGUCUAGUCUGGAGGGCAGCUCUAACUACUGUAUGAACUAGGCAGCCAGUUUAGUCUGGAGGACAGCUCUAACUACUGUAGGAACUAGGCAGCCAGUCUAGUCUGGAGGGCAGCUCUAACUACUGUAUGAACUAGGCAGCCAGUUUAGUCUGGAGGACAGCUCUAACUACUGUAGGAACUAGGCAGCCAGUCUGGAGGGCAGCUCUAACUACUGUAGGAACUAGGCAGCCAGUCUAGUCUGGAGGACAGCUCUAACUACUGUAGGAACUAGGCAGCCAGUCUAGUCUGGAGGACAGCUCUAACUACUGUAGGAACUAGGCAGCCAGUCUAGUCUGGAGGACAGCUCUAACUACUGUAGGAACUAGGCAGCCAGUCUAGUCUGGAGGACAGCUCUAACUACUGUAGGAACUAGGCAGCCAGUCUGGAGGGCAGCUCUAACUACUGUAGGAACUAGGCAGCCAGUCUAGUCUGGAGGACAGCUCUAACUACUGUAGGAACUAGGCAGCCAGUCUAGUCUGGAGGGCAGCUCUAACUACUGUAUGAACUAGGCAGCCAGUUUAGUCUGGAGGACAGCUCUAACUACUGUAGGAACUAGGCAGCCAGUCUAGUCUGGAGGACAGCUCUAACUACUGUAGGAACUAGGCAGCCAGUCUAGUCUGGAGGACAGCUCUAACUACUGUAGGAACUAGGCAGCCAGUCUGGAGGGCAGCUCUAACUACUGUAGGAACUAGGCAGCCAGUCUAGUCUGGAGGACAGCUCUAACUACUGUAGGAACUAGGCAGCCAGUCUAGUCUGGAGGGCAGCUCUAACUACUGUAUGAACUAGGCAGCCAGUUUAGUCUGGAGGACAGCUCUAACUACUGUAGGAACUAGGCAGCCAGUCUAGUCUGGAGGACAGCUCUAACUACUGUAGGAACUAGGCAGCCAGUCUAGUCUGGAGGACAGCUCUAACUACUGUAGGAACUAGGCAGCCAGUCUAGUCUGGAGGACAGCUCUAACUACUGUAGGAACUAGGCAGCCAGUCUAGUCUGGAGGACAGCUCUAACUACUGUAGGAACUAGGCAGCCAGUCUGGAGGGCAGCUCUAACUACUGUAGGAACUAGGCAGCCAGUCUAGUCUGGAGGACAGCUCUAACUACUGUAGGAACUAGGCAGCCAGUCUGGAGGACAGCUCUAACUACUGUAGGAACUAGGCAGCCAGUCUAGUCUGGAGGACAGCUCUAACUACUGUAGGAACUAGGCAGCCAGUCUAGUCUGGAGGACAGCUCUAACUACUGUAGGAACUAGGCAGCCAGUCUAGUCUGGAGGACAGCUCUAACUACUGUAGGAACUAGGCAGCCAGUCUGGAGGGCAGCUCUAACUACUGUAGGAACUAGGCAGCCAGUCUAGUCUGGAGGACAGCUCUAACUACUGUAGGAACUAGGCAGCCAGUCUGGAGGGCAGCUCUAACUACUGUAGGAACUAGGCAGCCAGUCUAGUCUGGAGGACAGCUCUAACUACUGUAGGAACUAGGCAGCCAGUUUAGUCUGGAGGACAGCUCUAACUACUGUAGGAACUAGGCAGCCAGUCUAGUCUGGAGGGCAGCUCUAACUACUGUAGGAACUAGGCAGCCAGUCUAGUCUGGAGGGCAGCUCUAACUACUGUAUGAACUAGGCAGCCAGUUUAGUCUGGAGGACAGCUCUAACUACUGUAGGAACUAGGCAGCCAGUCUAGUCUGGAGGACAGCUCUAACUACUGUAGGAACUAGGCAGCCAGUCUAGUCUGGAGGACAGCUCUAACUACUGUAGGAACUAGGCAGCCAGUCUAGUCUGGAGGACAGCUCUAACUACUGUAGGAACUAGGCAGCCAGUCUAGUCUGGAGGGCAGCUCUAACUACUGUAGGAACUAGGCAGCCAGUCUAGUCUGGAGAGCAGCUCUAACUACUCUACAUCAAACAAAUGAAAGUGAAGAAUAUGUAAGACUUGCUGCACCUACAAAUUCAUCUGGAUAUUUAUUCAGGAAAUGAAAAUGGCAGUCUGAGAUUUUAGAGUCUCUAUGAUUAAUUAUUUUUACAUUUAAUUUUUUUGUCAUUUAGCAGACGCUCUUAUCCAGAGCGACUUACAGUUAGUGAGUGCAUACAUGUUAUUAUUCUUCUUUUUUUUUUUUGUACUGGCCCCCCUUGGGAAUCGAACCCACAACCCUGGCGUUACAAGGGCCAUGCUCUACCAACUGAGCUACACGGGGCCCAGUGCUAUUUGACCCUGAUACAGGGCUUACUCAUAGCACCUCAUUUAGACAGAUAAAAUAAGCGCCUUUAGCGUCAAAAGAGAUCAGAUUUUUCUAAUGAAUGUCCUGUUGGUGCUCUCCAACAGUGUUUACCUUCUCCAUAGUCAUUAUGACACAGAUACUGGUGUGGUGCAGAGUUGAAGUCUGUUUAGACAAGGCUGGGGCUAUAAAUAUAAAUCAUGUGGGCUGGGAGUGCAGGAGGAGGACAGUAAGAUGGGAACUAGUAACAUGAAGGGAGAGCCGUUAUCCUGUCUUCUGUAUAGGUGUGUUUGAGAUGGGAAGUCAAGAUCUGAGGGAACUCUGAGACUGUAUGCUUUUAGCUCGUUGUGUGUGUGAACCUUGGCAGCCAGUCAACACAGAAACAGUUUUUUGCCUUUUAAGGGCAACAGGACUGAGCUCUCCUCCACACUGCCCUUCUCAGGCUUCGAGACUGAGACUGAGACUGAGAGCAGAGCAGAGAAACCCUUGAUACAAACACAUCCUCAUUUCCAGGUAUGGUUGGACAAGACCCCUGUGUGUGAUAGUGUUAAUCCCACUCAGAGGAGCUCCAGAGGGGCCUGAAACCAGCACGGAGGGGGAAGAAACAGGGAGCCUUGAGGUGCUUUCAGAACCAAGGCAAGCUGAGGGUUUUCGAUUCAAGACAAAUUAAAGAAUGAUCUUGUCGCUUGGCUGGUAGUCCUGACUGAGUCACACAGCAGAAUUAGACUCACUAAGGAUGGAAUUAGCCGGAGUGUAGUCUGCUGGGAGGGAGGAAGGAAAGGAGAAAGAGUAAAGAGGGAGAGAAAUCUGUGUUUUCAGUCAGUAGUGUGGACGCCGCACAGGGUCCUCAUUGCUCAAUGUCUCAAACACACGCACGGACACACACACUCUCCCGGUUCCUCCAUAGAGACAGCUUGCCGGUUGCGUGCAGCAUUAGACUUAACAUAACAGCAGAAGUGAAAGCCACUAAACCCUGCCAGUCAGGUGGACGCCAGUAAGACUAAGACUAGCUGUCACCAUUGGUGUCGGAUAAUGGGGAUCCUAAUAAAAUCUAAAUCUCACUUCCCCUUUUAGGUUAAAUCAAGUCAAACAUAUGCAUCCCAUUGUAAGUCCUUAGAUUCUCUGGUGAGGACAAUGUCACAAGUGUCAGUGUCUCUGUUUACUCAACUGGUUAACCUACAGUACCAGGUGCCCAGGGUAAAACGAAGACACUGAGAAUUCAUCGAAACACGUAUUUGCAAACCUAGAAACUGGUUUGAACAUAGUUGGGUCCCGGCCCACUCUGUGCUGUAUUCUCCAGUUGUUACUGGGUGUGAGAAACUAUGUCAGAAACCCAGCAGGUAUUUCUUAACCUAGCCGUGGAAACUCCAAAAGCCCAUGUGUCCCAGUUCAUGUGAUUUACUAAUCAUCAGGGUCUCCUCACUCUCGCGCUAUAAAUCAAAUCAGAUUGUAUUUGUCACAUGCUUCGUAAACAACAGGUGUAGACUAACAGUGAAAUGCUUACUUACAGGCUCUUCCCAACAAUGCAGAGAGAAAAAUAUAGAACAAAUAGUAACACAAGGAAUAACUACACAAUGAGUAACAAUAACGAGGCUAUAUACAUGGGGUACCAGUACCGAGUCGAUCAAAUCACAUGUUAUUUCUCACAUGCGCCGAAUACAACAGGUGUAGACCUUACCGUGAAAUGCUUACUUACAAGCCCUUAACUUUAUUUAUUGAACUGCAUUGUUGGUUAAGAAAAUAUUUACUAAAUACAAAUUUAACACAAUAAAAUAAUAAUAACGAGGCUAUAUACAGGGGGUACCGGUACCGAGUCAAUGUACGGGGGUACAGGUUAGUCGAGGUAAUUUGUACAUGUAAGUAGGGGUAAAGUGACUAUGCAUAGAUAAUAAACAGCGAGUAGCAGCAGUGUAAAAACAAAGGGAGGGGUAGGUGUCAACAGGGACGGCUUGUUCAAUAGGGCGAUAUGGGCGACGCACUGCCAAACGGGAAAAGGAAGGGAUUUUUUUUCUAAUCAAUUAUUUAAAAAAAUAAAUAAAAUAAAAAAUAUAUUUUUUUUUUAUAAAUUUAUAAAAAAUUAUAUCACGGCAACAGCAGUUAUCAGUGUUCACGUCUGAUCUGCCAGCCACUAAAUGUCAAAUCAGGCUAAAGUCGUGCUUCAAAUGGCCCCGCCCGUUUUUUGGGCGAUUUCAGUCAGGUUGAAAAUCGCCCAGAAGUCUGUCAUAGACUCCCAUGUAAAAUCUACUUUUUUCACAUUUCAAAGCUUUCAAUACAUUCUCUAUGGGUGUCUGUGGGCAUGCACUUACGCGCUUUCGUCAUACAUAACGUAACCACGAAUGAACGUAACUAAGAAAAGACCAGGUAGCAGCCUCAAUCAAUUCACUACUACUAUCAAAAUGGCUAGGCUUCAGUCCAACUCGAUUGUGUCUUUGAAAGAAGUUCCUUUUUGUCGGCGAACAAAUGAAGAUAAAUUGGCAACGAAACAAUUAGGACCUCCCAGACCAAAUUUAAUAAUUCAACAGGUGUCUACUAAAGGGGGGAAGUCCUACACCCGAGGAUUUUCCAAAAAUUGGUAUGAACGGAAAACCUGGCUAGCAGGCUGCGAUGUAGCUAAUGCAGUUUUUUGCUACCCCUGCUUACUCUUCCACCCUGAAGGCGGCACAGCAGACAGCACCGCUUGGACAGCGACUGGUGUAACCGACAUGCACCAUCUUUCAGAAAAGAUAAAGAAACAUGAGCUGUCAAAGACCCACAUGGAUAGCUGUUUGAGAUUGUCAUCUUUGGGAAGAGUGAAUAUUGCCACUCAACUGGAUGAGGGAUACAGGCUAGCUGUCCGCCGCCACAACGAUGAGGUUAGCAAGAACCGCCAUAUCCUCAGCCGGCUAAUCCAGUGUGUUAAGUUUUGCGGAGUGUUUGAGUUAGCUUUGCGAGGCAAAGAUGAAACUGAGGGCUCCACCAACCCUGGUAUUUUUCUUGGACUUGUCAACUUUGUGGCACAAUUAGAUGAGGUGUUUGAUGACCAUCUUAAAAAUGCUAAAGUUUUCAAGGGCACAUCAAAGACCAUUCAAAACGAGCUACUGGAGUGUAUGCUAGCGGUCACGAGGGAACAUAUUGUGGAGGAGGUGAAGUCUGCGAACUUCGUAGCUAUCCAAGCUGACGAGACCACGGAUGUUUCUACGCAGACACAGUUGGUGCUUGUGCUGAGGUACAUAGAUAGCAAGCACAAAGUGCAGGAGCGCUUUUUUGAGUUCCUUCCCAUCUCGGAAUCAACCUCAGCCUCAAUCGCCAGUGUACUUUUGGAGAGACUGAACGGUCUUUUUGCCGAUGACGAGAAAGUCAAACUCAUUGCGCAAGCUUACGAUGGAGCCAGUGUGAUGAGGGGAGAGAAGGCAGGUGUGCAGCAGAAGGUGCGUGAGCAUUUCAAGAAUGCCCAUUACGUGCAUUGCUAUGCGCAUCAGCUGAAUUUGAUCAUGCAUCAAGCUACUUCUCGCAUCAAAAAAGUGAACAUUUUCUUUUCCGAUCUGAGCGGGAUUACAACGUUUUUUUCCCGGUCACCCAAACGCACCAGCAUUCUUGACCAGACUGUUGCACGAAGACUGCCCAGACCUUCAUCCACACGGUGGAACUUCAACAGCAGAGUCGUGAACACUGUCUACGAGAAUCGAGACGACCUCAUAGAAUGUUUUGAAGCCAUCCGGACGGGUUCAUUGGGUUCAUUUGACCAGCUUACUGUGAGAGAGGCAUCUGGUUACGUGAGGAUGCUACAUGAUGAAGAUUUUAUUUUUUUCCUGCGGCUUUUUCACAAAAUCAUGCCCCACGUCGACAUUCUGUACCAGAAGCUACAGAAGAAGGACAUCGAUGCUGUCUUUAUCAAACGUGCCCUCGACAGCUUCACAAGCAGUGUGCAGGCCAUAAGGUAAGAUUAAACAAUAUCAUUCGAUCUUUCUCAAAGCAGAGCUUUAUUUGAAAAUGUAUGCAUGAAAGGAGACUGCAUUUGUGUUUGAAAUCACAUUAUUCUCAUUAUAUAUGGCCAGUGGUGUAAUCUAUCUUAUUUUAUAUACUAUGUGUACUGUGCAGUGGUGCUCAUAAGCUUAUGAUCCCAUGCUAAAGUUGACUAAAAAGAGGAAUAAAAAAAUAAAAAAAUCAUCUUUUGGAAAUUGAUCUUAAUGACUUAAUUAAAAAAGUUGGAAAAUCCAACCUUUAAGGACACCAAUUUUCUUUUCUUUUUUAUUCCUCUUUUUAGUCAACUUUAGCAUGGGAUCAUAAGCUUAUGAGCACCACUGUAUACUGUGCUGAACAUCCAGGCUAUGUGAGACACAAAGGCUAACUUAAACACUAAAGACUUUAUGCAUCCCUGCCCAUUUUAAGUGGAACUUAAGUAUUUGUACUAUACAUGGAUACAUUGCAUAUACCUGUGCAUCACAUAGACAACAAUACUGUACAAAGCCAACAAACACAUUGGUCUGUUUGCCUUCAGGGACUCCUCUCAACAGCAGCUGCAAGAAGCAACAGGAGCCAAAAGACCCAGAACAGCUUUGAGAGAAGAGGAGAAGCAGAGGCUGUCUGAAGAGGUCUGCAACACCAUCCUGGAUCACACCAAAGAAAGGUUAUCUUUCUCUGGCCACCUUGUGAGUGCUACCUUACUGCAAGCAGACAUGUUUGAAAGGUACUGCCAUUCAUUUCCUGAUGAGGCUCUGAAUGCCACUGUGAAUGCAUACCCCAUGCUGAGCAAGGCAAAGCUCAAGACAGAACUAUCUCUGAUCUAUGAGAAUCCUGAAUUCAAGGGAGGCUGUGGUGCACUGGCACUGUACCAGGUUCUCAUGAGCUACAACCUCCAGGAGACGUUCUCUGAGACUGUGACUCUGUUGAACAUCCUCAUAACUACUCCCAUGACAACAGCUGAAGCUGAGAGAUGUUUCUCAACUUUGACACGAGUUAAGACAUUCCUGCGAAAUUCAAUGGGCCAGGAACGUCUGAAUGCACUGGCCAUGCUUUCCAUGGAGAGGGAACUAGUCCUCAGCAUGCCUGAUUUCAAUGAGAAAGUCAUUGAACGCUUUGCUGUAUUGAAACAGAGAAGAGAACAGUUUCAGUACAAGUAAUGUAGCCUCUCUCUCUCUUUGUCCCUCCCUGUCUGUCUCUUUAACACACACACGCCCAAAUCAGUUCACAGUUGAUGUUGUUUAAAAUAGUUUUUUUUUCAUUUUAAAAAAAGUAAUAAAAAUAAAAAUCUGUUCAUGUUCAUUUUUACAAAUCUAUACAAUUGGCCAGAAUAUGGUUGUUCAUAUUUACAAAUCUAUACAAUUGGCCAGAAUAUGGUUGUUCAUUUUUACAAAGCCAUACAGAUAGCUGUGUUUACCUUUUCUAGAAAUUACUUUCAAAUUCUGUUUUCAUUCUUAUUUCAUUUGUUUAUGGAAAUGCAUAUUGUUUAUGCAGUGUUGAGGAAUGUGAAAGAACACCCUUGAUUAUUUUUACUGUGAUAACUUAUUUUGAUUUUGUAAGCCAACACUUUUGAGAUCAGUCAAUAAAUGCUUCUGGUAUUGACUUAUAUGCUGCCCCUGUCUUCAUGUUGUUGCUGGACAUAUCUUUUUUAAAAUGUGUGUAGGUCACCUAAAUCAUCAGAAAAAUUGCCCCUCCUGAGAAUUUUUUCAGGAGCCGCCACUGGGUGUCAAUGUAAAUAGUCUGGGUGGCCAUUUGAUUAAUUGUUCAGCAGUCUUAUGGCUUGGGGGUAGAAGCUGUUAAGGAGCCUUUUGGUUCUAGACUUGGCGCUCCGGUACCGCUUGCCUGUGGGUGUGCAGGGGUACGAGGUAAUUGAGGUAGAUAUGUACAUAUAAGUAGGGGUAACGUGACUAGGCAACAGGAUAGAUAAUAAACAGUAGCAGCAGCGUAUGUGAUGAGUCAAAAGAGUUUGUGCAAAGAGGGUCAAUGCAGAUAGUCCGGGUAGCUAUUUGGUUAACUAUGUAGGAGUCUUGGGGGUACAAGUUGUUCAGGGUCCUGUUGGUUCCAGACUUGGUGCAUCAGUACCGCUUGCCGUGCGAUGGCAGAGAGAACAGUCUAUGACUUGGGUGGCUGGAGUCUGACAAUUUCCAGGGCCUUCCUCUGACACCGCCUGCUAUAGAGGUCCUGGAUGGCAGGGAGCUCGGCCCCAGUGAUGUACUGGGCCAUACGCACUACCCUCUGAAGCGCCUUGCGGUCGGAUGCCAAGCAGUUGCCAUAGCAAGCGGUGAUGCAGCCAGUCAAGGUGCUCUCUGGUGCAGCUGUAUAACUUUUUGAGGAUCUUCGAGCCCAUGCCAAAUCUUUUCAGCCUCCUGAUGGGGAAGAGGCGUUGUCGUGCCUUCUUCACGACUGUGUUAGUGUGUGAGUACCAUGUUAAUUCCUUAGUGAUGUGGACACAGAGGAACUCUCAACCUGCUCCACUACAGCCCCGUCGAUGUGGAUGGAUGCGUGCUCGGCCCUCCAUUUAAUGUAGUCCACGAUCAGCUCCUUUGUCUUGCUGACGUUGAGGGAGAGGUUGUUGUCCUGGCACCAUUGUCGUCGGUGAUCAGGCCUGCCACCGUCUGCUACCAUUUGGCUCUUACCAAUGUGGCCCAUAUUUCCAGGCAAUUACAGAACAGUUGUAGAUAUUAGCCAAAGAAUCUGACAAUUCAUUCAAUCAAUGUUAAUCCUUCAUUGUACAGAGAACACAUACAAUACAUUUGGAUUCAUUCCCUGAAGUGCACCCUAUUGCCUGUGUAGUGCACUUUAUUUGACCAGAGCCACAUGUGCACUGGCAGGGAAGAAGAGGAUCUGUGAUGAUAGUGCUAACCAGAUCUGUAUCUGCUGAGCUUUUCACCACCACCAGCAGCAUCAGCUAGCUAUCGAUGGGCUCUCCUCCAGCAUUUCUGCCUGAUUACACAAGACAGGCCUCCAGCACCCUGUACUCCUGCCAGGAAAGCCCCCAGCCCAGCCUCUGUGGAACGAUGCCCAGCUGACUGCACUCUCAGAGGAUAUGUGUCUCUACAACAGGGUUUCCCCUAUGAAUGCUUAGGCGGGACGCCCACCACCUUCCCUAGCUCUGUUGCACACCCCUGCCUAAACAUAGUCCAAAAAUAUUUUGGUCUCAGCAGUUCAGGCAUUUACUUCCCUUCCUUUGAUACAAUCUAGGAGAAACACCCCAGUUGAUCAGAGCAGAUAUCAUUAAGCUAGCAGGAUGUCCUCAUCCUCAUGCUCCUACUCAUCAGAACACACAGUAAUGUGCCUUCCAGUCAAGCUGAGGACUAACCUCUCUGCCAUGUCUAUGUCCUUACAGUCCAACUAAAUAAGGAAACCAUUUUCUUUAGGAAACCUGGUUAGUGUGUUUGAUUGAGCAAGACCCAGAGUGAUACUUUGAAUAGCUCACUGUUGUUACCAUGGAGACAAUCGGGGGCAGAUGAAGGGGAGAUUGGUUCCAUCAGAAUCCCUAGAAAAGCAUCCUGCUGUUUGCAUUAUCUCGCCACAGCUGAAUCUCUGGGAUAGUCCACAUGAAUGCUUGAAAGGCUCUCUGCAUAAAGGAUGCCCAACAUAUCAGCCCAACACUUGUCAUUAAACUCAGCAGUGGACUGGUGGUAUCACAGGGAAACAAAGCGUUCAACGGAACCUUGAUGAUAAGUGGUUUUGUUUAUACGGUACAUCCGGUCAGUGUUGAUCAUUUUGACUAAGCUGGGGUAUUGUCAAUAGACGUAUGUAAAAGCAUGCCGCUCUGAGUUUCUCCUCCUGGCCUGCCCUAGUCUCUCUGAGGUAUUCUAGCCUUGGGGCUGUGGGCUGUUGCUAGUUACUGUACUCCAGCUGUUAGCAGUGACAGAAAUAGAGUGUGGAUCUCUAUUGAAGCUCUUAAGUAGACCAGGGCUGGUCUAUUACCCACAGCCUCCAGCCUCAGUGGAAAUGGGCUAAUUGUUCCUGUUCGAUGAGGAGAGGAGAGGCCUGGUUCCUGGGCUAACUGGCAACUGGCUGAGGACGUGCCCUGGAGGAACCAUGUCCCCUGAGGGGGAGGUGGGGGAAGAGGAUGAGGAGUGGGAGGGGCAUUGGAUGGUUUUGUGAUGAAGAGCGCAUUUCUGCGCUCACUCUAUCUUUGGAAUACGCAUCGAUGAUGGGAAAAAGUGUCAGUUCAACAUUAAUAGAGAAAAACAUCUGAUUAUCACCACUCAUUGUUAUUUUGUUGUGUGAAGGGCACCUGUUGCUCCAUUUAUGUCUAUUCAGACCCUUCUUCAGUUGAUGCCAGCAUAUAUGCUGCCAUUAUUUAAGAUGAUACGUUUAUAACUCUCAGUUCCUCUAUGCUAUCAAUUAUCUGAUGACACAAGGGUUGAAAUAUGUGCGAUCUCCAUUGUUUCUUCUCUCAGAAUUAAUGUGAUAAAGUGCUCCUUGAAGUAAUGUGAGAAAUUGUAAGCGACAGUUUUGAAACAACAGGAGACCAUUGUGUAGACAGAACCGAAUGACAUUGUCGUAUUCAGAGCUUGUUGUUCCUGUCUGCCGGCAGGCUAAAGAACAGUCUGUGUUUACUUCAUGUUGUACACUUCCUGCCCAAACAAAGACAAACGCAUGCAUCCACUGUAUCAAAACUCUUAUAUCUAUGAAUAAUUUAGGGCUCCAUGGACAAAAGCCUUACUACACAGUCAGACUCCAGUACACAUAGACAGACACACACUGAGGGACAGACGGACGCGUGUGCACACACACACAAAAAUAUAUAAAUACACACACACACACAAAUAAGCAAAUUUGUCAGAUGCGGUUGAGAGCACAUUGAGCAUCAGAGGGAUAGAGGCAGUGCCCUCAGGGGAUGCUGCUGGAGCAGAGUAAUGAUAUCUAACUGCAUGUUCACAGACACGUGCCCCUCUCUCUCUCUCUCUCUCUCUCUCUCUCUCUCUCUCUCUCUCUCUCUCUCUCCAUCUACCUCCCUUCUGCCUCUCUCUCUCUAUCUGCCUCUCUCUCUCUCGCGCUCUCUCUCUCUCGCGCUCUCUCUCUCGCUCUCGCUCUGCCUCUCUCUCUCUCUCUCUUCUUCCCUCUGCCUCUCUCCCUGUCACUCCAUCCGUGUCUCUCUCUAUAUAUUUCUGUCCAUCCCUGUCUCUCCUUGCAUGUGGACCAGCCUCUCCUCUGGGAGUCCAGCCACCUCCACAGCCCACAGCGCUCCUGCACCAAAAGCGAAAUGUGAGCGGAGAAGGGUGAGGGAGAGGGUGAAGGGGAGGUGCGGAGAGGGUGAAGGGGAGGUGCGGAGAGGGUGAAGGGGAGGUGCGGAGAGGGUGAGAAGGGGAGGUGCGGAGAGGGUGAGAAGGGGAGGUGCGGAGAGGGUGAAGGGGAGGUGCGGAGAGGGUGAGAAGGGGAGGUGCGGAGAGGGUGAGAAGGGGAGGUGCGGAGAGGGUGAGAAGGGGAGGUGCGAAGAAGGGGAGGUGCGGAGAGGGUGAGAAGGGGAGGUGCGGAGAGGGUGAGAAGGGGAGGUGCGGAGAGGGUGAAGGGGAGGUGCUGAGAGGGUGAAGGGGAGGUGCGGAGAGGGUGAAGGGGAGGUGCGGAGAGGGUGAAGGGGAGGUGCGGAGAGGGAAAAGAGAGAGAUAAACAAUGGUCAGAGUGGGGAUGUGAAAGGACGUAUAAUUGGUGUGGUCCCUUAUGUUUAUCAUUGUCUCUCUCUCCCUCUCUCUUUCUCCCUCCCUCUCUCCCUCCUUCUCUCUCAGCUCGUAGAGGAAGGCCCAGGCGGGGCCGUGGAGUGGCUCAGUACAAGGGUGUGUGUGUGUGUGAGGGUGUGUGUUCUCACCACCACCACCCCGUGCCUCUCCUCCCCCCUGGAGAAGGCUAGCAGAAUCAGGAUGUCGGAGGCUAGAGAGCGUAGCCCCCGUCACCAGAGGCCCUGGUCAGUGUACCGGGCCAACACCUUUGACCUCUCCUCUGAGAUGAUCGGCCUGGCGCUCGCAGGUGAGAAUGGGAAAGGGUUGCUUGUAGUGGGUUGGUCACAGACAAUAUCAAGGAAACAAACAAUAUGAGAGACCAUGUGAUGAACAAUUGGUAAUGGAAUUACAUCCUGUCUUGUACACAUCCUGUCUAUCCAGUCUGUAUAUCAUGGUACACCGACACAUGUUUUUAUCACUUUUGUCCUUUCAUUUCCGCCAACUGAAUUAGUGGAAAAUGACUUGUAUGAGUUAAUGCUACUUUUCUGUUUUGUAGGGAACAGCCAGGAUCCAGAUGAGCCUGUUCUAGAGUUCAGUGUGGGUGAGUACAGUAAAUUAACUUCAAUUAACUUCUAUAGGAAUUUGUCUUGCAUUUAUUGUUCCACGCGUUCCAACGUGCUGUGUGUCCCUCCCUCCCUCCCUCCCUCCCUCCCUCCCUCCUCAGCCUGUAAUGAGUUGGUGACCCCAGCUCUGGAGCGGAAACCCAACAGCUUUGUGGCAGUGAGCUGCACCACCCCUCCCCAGGCCUUCUGGACCAAACACGCCCAGACUGAGAUCAUCGAGGUGAGACAGAACAUUUUUUUACAUUUUACAUUUUAGUCAUUUAGCAGACGCUCUUAUCCAGAGCGACUUACAGGAGCAAUUAGGGUUAAGUGCCUUGCUCAAGGGCACAUUUACGUCAUUUAGCAGACGCUCUUAUCCAGAGCGACUCACAAAUUGGUGCAUUCACCCUAUAGCCAGUGGGAUAACCACUUUACAAAUUAUUUUUUUGGGGGGGGGGGGGGGGUAGAAGGAUUACUUUAUCCUAUCCCAGGAUCAUCCCACUGUCCCCCUACUGCCGUCAUCCCACUGUUCCCUACUGCCGUCAUCCCUCUGUUCCCUACUGCCGUCAUCCCUCUGUUCCCUACUGCCGUCAUCCCACUGUCCCCUACUGCCAUCAUCCCAAUGUUCCCUACUGCCGUCAUCCCACUGUCCCCUACUGCCAUCAUCCCACUGUUCCCUACUGCCGUCAUCCCUCUGUUCCCUACUGCCGUCAUCCCUCUGUUCCCUACAGCCAUCAUCCCACUGUGCCCUACUGCUGUCAUCCCACUGUUCCCUACAGCCAUCAUCCCACUGUGCCCUACUGCCGUCAUCCCACUGUUCCCUACUGCCGUCAUCCCUCUGUUCCCUACUGCCGUCAUCCCACUGUGCCCUACUGCCGUCAUCCCUCUGUUCCCUACUGCUGUCAUCCCUCUGUUCCCUACAGCCAUCAUCCCACUGUGCCCUUCUGCCGUCAUCCCACUGUUCCCUACUGCCGUCAUCCCUCUGUUCCCUACUGCCGUCAUCCCACUGUGCCCUACUGCCGUCAUCCCACUGUUCCCUACUGCCAUCAUCCCAAUGUUCCCUACUGCCGUCAUCCCACUGUCCCCUACUGCCAUCAUCCCACUGUUCCCUACUGCAGUCAUCCCUCUGUUCCCUACUGCCGUCAUCCCUCUGUUCCCUACAGCCGUCAUCCCACUGUUCCCUACUGCCGUCAUCCCUCUGUUCCCUACAGCCAUCAUCCCACUGUGCCCUACUGCCGUCAUCCCACUGUUCCCUACUGCCGUCAUCCCUCUGUUCCCUACUGCCGUCAUCCCACUGUUCCCUACUGCCUGUCAUCCCUCUGUUCCCUACUGCCGUCAUCCCACUGUUCCCUACUGCCGUCAUCCCACUGUUCCCUACUGCCGUCAUCCCUCUGUUCCCUACUGCCUGUCAUCCCUCUGUACCCUACUGCCGUCAUCCCUCUGUUCCCUACUGCCGUCAUCCCACUGUUCCCUACUGCGUCAUCCCUCUGUACCCUACUGCCGUCAUCCCUCUGUUCCCUACUGCCGGUCAUCCCUCUGUUCCCUACUGCCGUCAUCCCACUGUUCCCUACUGCCGUCAUCCCACUGUUCCCUACUGCCGUCAUCCCUCUGUUCCCUACUGCCGUCAUCCCUCUGUUCCCUACUGCCGUCAUCCCACUGUUCCCUACUGCGUCAUCCCUCUGUACCCUACUGCCGUCAUCCCUCUGUUCCCUACUGCCGUCUGCUACACUGCACUGUUGUGUUCCUAUAUGAUUGUAGAAUGUUGUUAUCCAAAAUGUUUCUGGAUGUGUACAGUAUGGAUGAAGCAAGAUGAGAGAGCACUGCUCCCUGGGCGGCAGGUAGCCUAGCGGUUCGAGGUUUGAGCCAGGAACCGAAAGGUCGUUGGUUCGAAUACACGAGCCGACAAGGUGAAAAAUCUGUCUGUGCCUUUGAGCAAGGCACUUAACCUUAAUUUGCUCCAGGGGCGCCGUACUACUAUUGCUGACCGUAUAAAACAACAAAAUUUUCUGCAGCUAUCCGGUGUAUGUGACAGUAAAACAUUAUUUAAGAAUGUUGUUAUCCAAUAUCUUUCUGGAUGUGUACAGUUUGGAUGAAACAACAGUGAGAGCUUUAUGGAUUGUUUGAUUGAUUGAUUGAUUGUUUCCCCCUACAGGGCACCAAUAACCCUAUAUUCCUGAGCAGCAUAGCCUUCUUCCAGGACUCUCUGAUCAACCAGCAGACGCAGGUCAAGCUGUCUGUGUACGACGUCAAGGACCGCUCUCAGGGCACGGUGAGUAGAAUGCUAUUAGAUAAGAUGACAUUAAAACACCAAGUAAUAUGUCAGGGUCCCAUCGGAUAAUAAGCUACUACCACUAGUAGGUCAGUCCCAUUCCUCUCAUCACCUCCCUUCCCUCACCAUCGACCUAGGGAGUGUUGUUAUCUUAGAUGUCUGUCUCUGUCUCCUUCUCCUUUCUCUCUCUCUCUCUCUCCCUCACUCUUUCCCUCCCUUAUUCUCUCCCUCUCUCGUUCUCUCUCUUUCUCCCUGUCCCUGUCUCUCUUGCUUUCUCUCUUUUAUUCUCUCGCUUUCUCUCUCUCUCCUGACCUAGAUGUAUUUAUUGGGCUCAGCUCUGUUUCCUGUGAAGGAGCUGCUGCAGGAGAAGAACCACCGGUUACACCUGACCCUGAGGUAUGAGCGACAGACAGGUUACACCUGACCCUGAGGUAUGAGAGACAGACAGGUUACACCUGACCCUGAGGUAUGAGAGACAGGCAGGUUACACCUGACCCUGAGGUAUGAGGGACAGACAGGUUACACCUGACCCUGAGGUAUGAGAGACAGACAGGUUACACCUGAUCCUGAGGUAUGAGAGACAGGCAGGUUACACCUGACCCUGAGGUAUGAGAGACAGACAGGUUACACCUGACCCUGAGGUAUGAGAGACAGACAGGUUACACCUGACCCUGAGGUAUGAGAGACAGACAGGUUACACCUGACCCUGAGGUAUGAGGGACAGACAGGUUACACCUGACCCUGAGGUAUGAGGGACAGACAGGUUACACCUGACCCUGAGGUAUGAGAGACAGACAGGUUACACCUGACCCUGAGGUAUGAGAGACAGACAGGUUACACCUGACCCUGAGGUAUGAGGGACAGACAGGUUACACCUGACCCUGAGGUAUGAGAGACAUACAGGUUACACCUGACCCUGAGGUAUGAGAGACAGACAGGUUACACCUGACCCUGAGGUAUGAGAGACAGACAGGUUACACUGACCCUGAGGUAUGAGAGACAGACAGGUUACACCUGACCCUGAUGUAUGAGAGACAGACAGGUUACACCUGACCCUGAGGUAUGAGAGACAGACAGGUUACACCUGACCCUGAGGUAUGAGGGACAGACAGGUUACACCUGACCCUGAGGUAUGAGAGACAUACAGGUUACACCUGACCCUGAGGUAUGAGAGACAGACAGGUUACACCUGACCCUGAGGUAUGAGAGACAGACAGGUUACACCUGACCCUGAGGUAUGAGAGACAGACAGGUUACACCUGACCCUGAGGUAUGAGAGACAGACAGGUUACACCUGACCCUGAGGUAUGAGCGACAGACAGGUUACACCUGACCCUGAGGUAUGAGAGACAGACAGGUUACACCUGACCCUGAGGUAUGAGAGACAGACAGGUUACACCUGAUCCUGAGGUAUGAGAGACAGACAGGUUACACCUGAUCCUGAGGUAUGAGAGACAGACAGGUUACACCUGACCCUGAGGUAUGAGAGACAGGCAGGUUACACUGACCCUGAGGUAUGAGAGACAGACAGGUUACACCUGAUCCUGAGGUAUGAGAGACAGACAGGUUACACCUGACCCUGAGGUAUGAGAGACAUACAGUCACGUCUACCAUAAACACCUCUGAUCAGUCACAGCAAUGGAAUUGAAUCAGACAGGUUUCGUACGUCAAUAUGAUUAUAAUUAUCUUCAUAUGCCAUGCCUUUGGUAAGGUGGCAGGUAGCCUAGCGGUUAGAGCGCUGUGCCAGUAACCCGAAAGGUCGCUAGUUCGAAUCCCCGAGCCGACAAGGUAGAACAAAAUCUAUGUGCCCUUGAGCAAGGCACUUAACCCUAAUUGCUCCAGGGUUGCUGUUGUAUCGGGUGUAUCCUGCUUGCUGCCAAUGUUCACUAAUCUUGUUUAAUUCUUUAGUUAUCAAUGGCUGACCCUGGCCGUGACCCCACUCUCUGAGGGUGUCUCAGGGGGAGGUGGGAUAUGCAACAACAACAAAAACAUUUCCAAUUCACACAUGCGUUUAAUACAAACUUGUACAUGUGUGAAAUAGGACAAAUAUAAGCACCUAAAUUAUUAUUAUAACAGACAAGAGGAUGCUUAAAUGUAUGGAUCCAUAGUCAUGUAAAUGUAAGGCCUAUAAAUUUUUCAGAUAGAUAUUUUGAUCUGUCAUAUAGUUUGAUCGUUGCUGCUGUUUGUCCAUUGACUGUAGAUUGUGAUGCUGGGGGAUGCAGUUGACAGCCCUAUUGAUGUGUGUUAUUGAUGAACAGAUCAGCAGAGAACAAGCAGGUGGGGAACAUUACCAUCAUCGCCUGGCAGAUAGAGGAGAAGAGGGACCAGAGGACACUGCCUGUUGCCAGGUUACCAGACACCAUCAACGGCAGGGUGAGCUUCCGAGACGUCCACCGGAUCCCUACCGCAGACACCAAAUGUCAGACACCUGUGACCUGUGAGACCGUGGCCAGGGUUAGGGGGGUGUGUGUGUGUGUGUGUGUGUGUGUGUGUGUGUGUGUGUGUGUGUGUGUGUGUGUGUGCAUCCUGCGUGUGUGACUCUUCUAUUCCCGUGUGCCACAGACCGUGCUUCCGGUGGAUGAGAGCCUGACAGAAUCCAUGGGCGUCAGAGCCAAAUAUGCAUCUUUAUGCAAAGAUACCCUGCUGAGAUCAGGUAGGAUGGUACUGCUGGGUCGUUUCCAUUAUCUCAGCCCACUGACACCACCUCUACCAAAGCCCACUAGAAAAGUCUGUUUCCCCACUGAGCCGCUUUGAAAGCAGGCGCCAAUAUUUCAUAAGUGUCACCUGAGACAAAUGCAGUUAGGUAUCAUUCUCAGUAACAUUUCACCUAAUGCGAUUGUCUGUUCUAAAAAUUAUUUUGGCGUCUCUAAAUGAUUUGAGUGGACGUCCAUCCGAUCCAUUCCUCACGGCUGGAUGUUAGCAGGUUUUUACUGAGAAAUGUCAUUAGCUGUGAGAGAUCGUUGCUUUUCUUAGACAUCUGUAUACAAUGGAAUGGGUUAUUGUCCUCUGGGAAGGAAAUACUUUUUCACACGCUCCUCUUACACUUUAAAUCAUCACAGAGACAUAAUAUGACCUUCGAACUAUGCAGGUCCUUUAUAAUGUAAUACUCGACUGUGGAGCCAAAGAAAUUAUUUAGAGAUUGUGUUAGAUGAUGUUGAGCAUUUUUCGGGUGUGUGCACGUGUGUAUGUGCGUGCAUGCAUGUGUGUGUAUGUGCAUGCAUGCGUGUGUGUGUGUGUCUCUUGCAGUGUUUGGAGGCACCAUGUCCAGGAUGUACCGUUUCCCCACCACGGACGGUAACCACCUGCGGGUGCUAGAGCAGAUGGCUGAAAGUGUGUUGUCUCUCAACAUCCCCAGACAGUAUGUCAAACUGCUGCUGGAGGAGGACGCUGUCAGGUACACUACUACACUACACACACACACACACACACACACACACACAUGCACAUUUAUGACCGUGUCCAGAGAUGUUUUAAUUGAGAGUGCAUUAAUAAAAUAUCACUUAAUGCCUAAGUUGCCGAAAUGUGUGUGUGUGUGCUCAGGGUUUGUGAGCUGGAGGAGCUGGGGGAGUUGUCACCAUGCUGGGAGAACCUACGGCGACAGAUAGUCACUCAGUACCAGACCAUCAUCCUCACCUACCAGGAGACUCUCUCUGACCUCACCAACUACAAGGGUUAGUACUGUACACACACACACACACACACACACACCACUACAAGUAACACACUCACUAACUUACUUCAGCCUCAGAUAACUAUGUCUAAGGGGCUUGGUUUGUUGUGGUUUAACAUGAUAAUCCUACUCUGUCUUUCCCUUUUCUCUGGUCUUUCUUCCAGGUCCGUCGUUCAAAGCCAGUAACCUGAAGGCAGAGAGGAAGCUGGAGUUUAUACCCACCAACCUUCAUGUCCAGAGGAUGAGGGUGCAGGAUGAGUCUGGUUUUGGUGAGCUGAGCCCCAUUCCCCGUUUUCCCUCCUGGCUGUUCAUGCAGCUCCCCACUUUGGCCUUAAUAGUUGUAUUAUGUUCCCCCAGACCACACGUAUGACGUGGUGACCAUCGGGGCUCCCGCCGCCCACUGCCAGGGCUUCAAGAACAGCGGCCUACGCAAACAAAUCACCAAGUUCGAGGAGGCCAAGAAACAGUGAGUACAGAACCUCACAAAGAGGUGGAACCCAGGUGGGACUAGUGUAGAACCUUGGUUAGAAUUUUGUAUCGGGCAUAUCCUUCUUGCUGCCAAUGCUCACUAAUCUUAUCACAUUUUUCAGCUAACAACCCUACUGACUGACUGAUUAGCUGGCUGUGUAUAGGCUUGACUUUUUAAGUCUUUGUUUGUUUUUAACUGACACAUUUCUAAUCAAGUGAAUCCUAAGUCUGCUUUUGCUAGAGAAACACCCUUGUACCUCACCCCAUCCCUUUUAAAAAUGGUAUUGGAAAGUUUAACUAUAUCUAAAUAUGUUUACAGUGUCUUAACAGGUUUAACCAUAAAGCAGAAUGGAUAACAGCAUUAAACACAAACCACUGCUUUCGUCUAAACAUUAACGUCAUUAUAUAGUUGAGAAUCACAUCUUGAGAAUGAUAUUAUUUAUGUGGUUAAUGAAUGAUAACCCAGAACAUACUGUCAAAUGCAAUGCCUCAUUUAUCAAAUCCGCGUACGUCUCUUUUCCUUUGUUCUUGUGCCUGUGCUACUGCAUGGUCUGUAUUUUGAUGGCCGACUUUCUAUCUGUUUGUGUUGUCAUUUUCUCAUUGUACACUACAUGAUAUGCUGCUUUUAGCCUUGGCAUUUCCCUAUGAUUAUAUUAUAUAUUUCUAAGAUGAUUUUCCGUUUUCUGGCUUUUUAAUUUUUCCAAUUGCAUCUUUAUUUUCUAAUCAGCGUUUAUGAGGAAGAAUGGUGAGUUCCUGUGUAUUCAGAUUAUUUUCUUUAGUCGUUUUAUUCUCCCCACUAUUUGUUUGGUUCUUUCUGCAUGGAAAUAAUUGUUUGUUUGCUGUCACUGAGUUUGUUGUUUAGCUGUAAGGCUGUGUCACCUGCCUGUGUUUCACCACUGUUAGUAUGCGUCCACAAUGGGCGUCUGUGAGUACCAUUGUAAGCUACUGUAUAUUGAUAGAGGGUGAUCUACAGUAGAGUGCUUGCUAUGGGUUUUCAGAGCCAUAGAACCACAGAGUUUGACAGAUCCAUAACAAUAGCAUUGUACAUUCUACAUCUUAAACAGAGUCUGCUGUGGUUCUAUGGUGUCUAGAUAGUGUUGUCUGUGUUCCAGGUGAGGAACAGGCUUGUGCAUGCAGAUGUGGAUGCUCAGCUCAGUCCCCGACCUGCAGAGUAGAAUAUUCUAACAGAGUUGAAUUAUUCAGAUAUGUAUAUAAUGCAGCUACCUGUGUAAUCUGUCAAGCAGUGUGAGAGAACGUUGCAGAAGUACAAUCUCCUUCAGUUCCCAGAAUGCAGUGCCCAUUCAGUCUCACUUUCCUGUGUGUGCUCUUACCAUCUUUGUCUACACGUGUGUGUCUUUAGUGUGUGUGUGUGUGUGUGUGUGUGUGUGUGUGUGUCUGUAUUUACUGUAUGUGUGUGUCUAUGUCUGUGUGUCUCGGUAAAUGCUGUGUUCUCUUAACACCCCACCCUGUCCGUCCCUGCAGCAGUGCCCUGUCCAGCUGCCAGUCCAUAGUGUACAUCCCCCAGGACAUCGUCCGGGCCAAGGAGAUCAUCUCCCACAUCAACACCCUGAAGACCCAGGUCAGCUACUACGCUGAGAGGCUGUCCCGCGCCGCCAAGGACCGCUCUGCCAACGGUCUGGAGAGGACCCUUACCAUCCUGGCUGAUAAGGUGAGGGAGAGUCUCUAGUCUGGUACCAGGUCUGUUGGUGAGGGAGAGCCUCUAGCCUGGUACCAGGUCUGUUGGUGAGGGAGAGUCUCUAGCCUGGUACCAGGUCUGUUGGUGAGGGAGAGUCCCUAGUCUGGUACCAGGUCUGUUGGUGAGGGAGAGUCUCUAGUCUGGUACCAGGUCUGUUGGUGAGGGAGAGUCUCUAGUCUGGUACCAGGUCUGUUGGUGAGGGAGAGUCUCUAGUCUGGUACCAGGUCUGUUGCUGAGGGAGAGUCUCUAGCCUGGUACCAGGUCUGUUGCUGAGGGAGAGUCCCUAGCCUGGUACCAGGUAUGUUGGUGAGGGAGAGUCUCUAGCCUGGUACCAGGUCUGUUGGUGAGGGAGAGUCCCUAGCCUGGUACCAGGUAUGUUGGUGAGGGAGAGUCUCUAGUCUGGUACCAGGUCUGUUGGUGAGGGAGAGCCUCUAGCCUGGUACCAGGUAUGUUGGUGAGGGAGAGCCUCUAGCCUGGUACCAGGUCUGUUGGUGAGGGAGAGCCUCUAGCCUGGUACCAGGUCUGUUGGUGAGGGAGAGGCUCUAGUCUGGUACCAGGUCUGUUGGUGAGGGAGAGCCUCUAGCCUGGUACCAGGUCUAUUGGUGAGGGAGAGUCUCUAGUCUGGUACCAGGUCUGUUGCUGAGGGAGAGUCUCUAGCCUGGUACCAGGUCUGUUGGUGAGGGAGAGCCUCUAGCCUGGUACCAGGUCUGUUGGUGAGGGAGAGUCUCUAGCCUGGUACCAGGUCUGUUGGUGAGGGAGAGUCUCUAGCCUGGUACCAGGUCUGUUGGUGAGGGAGAGUCUCUAGCCUGGUACCAGGUCUGUUGGUGAGGGAGAGUCUCUAGCCUGGUACCAGGUCUGUUGGUGAGGGAGAGUCUCUAGCCUGGUACCAGGUCUGUUGGUGAGGGAGAGUCUCUAGCCUGGUACCAGGUCUGUUGGUGCUAUUUUGCCGACGUUUGUGCAGUGUGUAUUUUGUCUUCAGUUAUCAACACAGAGAUCAAUAGAUUAUUUGACCAAUUUAAUUUGUCAUCAUGUGGACGGAAGACAAUACAGAACGGCCUCUCUUGCUUGGCUCAAUUCCCGCUGUGUGGUUCCUAUGACCUUUACCCUCAGACUCGCCAGCUGGUGACGGAGUGCGACUGCAAGCUGCUGGCCUCAGCCAUCCAGGCACUGAACGCUGCGCGCCCCGAGUACAUCGCCUCCAAGGCAUCUCCCACCGCCGACGCCGCCGAUCAAGUAGUCCUGCGCAACGACCAGGACACGCUGCUGGCCAAGUGGAGCGUAUGCAACAGCCGCUCCUCGCUGCACGACGACUGGCACGAGGAGGAGUGGGUAAGGCAAGGGGUCACCAGGGCUCAGGGGUUCACAGGUCAACUCCAGUUUAGCCUUCGUAGUUUAGGAGCACUUAAAUACAGUUACAGUAUGUAAGGAAGAAAGCAGUGUGUUUACUGAGGGAUUUGUUGUGAUUGAUGUGGGGUGUGGUUUAGUAUGUUGGUCCAUCAGAUGUCUUGACUGAAACGAUAUCUUUUGUUUAUUCUCUUCUCUUCUCUCCUCCCCCCAUCUCCUCUCUUCCACUCUUCUAUCAUUUCUUCACUGUUCUUCUCUUUUCUUGUCCUCCUCCCCUCUGCACUCCCUCUCCCCAGGAGAAGGUGUGGCUAAACGUAGACAAGAGUCUGGAGUGCAUCAUCCAGCGGGUGGACAAGCUCCUUCAGAAGGACCGUCUGCCUAACGACAGCAGCAAGGGGGACACUACCCCAGGCGACCAGCAGGGCGGCAGCAGUAAGAAAGGUAACCAGAGUACCAGGGCAUUCUGGAUCAACCCCGACUGCAUGACCCAGGAGGAGCCUUCAUCACCACCAUCACCACCAUCCUCACCAUCAUCAUCCUCCCUCCUGCCUGCUCUCACCCUGAGUCUGACUCAUGCAUGCCCACCCAGCCCUGACAAAAACCCAUGUAGGUUUCUUUCCUUCUUUACCUUUCUUUCUUUCACUUCACUUCACUUGCUUUUUUGCUUUGUCAUGCACAUUGUCCUAUCAUCCCACUGCUAUCAUAUUCAUCAUAUCUCAACUUAUUAGAAUGGGCCUAACUUGUUUUUGUGCAAUAUUUUUUCUUAGACAUUCUGAAGAUGUAUAUUUCCUAUUUGUGAAUGGUUCAGUUUGCUCUGUGUUAGGUAGGUCUGUCAGUGUUCAUGUUGUAUUCUGGGGGCCAGCCAAAGUCCCAUUGCUGUGGCCUUCUAUGUGCCAGCUCAGCUCAGCCUAUGUACUGUAGCCAGCUAGCUUAUUAUGUGCUUAUUGUACUGUACUGUGUGUGCUAUCUGCCAUGUUGCUGAUGGCAUGUGGCACCUCCACCCCUUCCAGAUGGCAGCCCCAGUGGCGAGGAGGCUUUCCCAGGUAAGAGCUCUGUCCUCUCCCCUGCUUCUGUCCCCUGUCUCUCUGACUGCUUCUAGCUGCAGCCCAGCUCAGUGCUACGGCUUCUUCUAGCUCUAUAUAUCACAGUCUGUAUGACAUCUCUGUUUGUUUCUAGUACCUUAUCAGAGAUGAAGGACAUCAAGUCAAAUGUGUUGUCACAUGUUAUUCUCAUAUUAUAUGAAGGAGUUACAGCAGCAGUUUAAGGGUCUCUUAGGAUGAUUUAAAUGCAGAAGGGUACAUAGUUUAUGGUGUGUGUGUGUGACUGUUUUUGUUUGUGUGUGUGUGUGUGUGUGUGUGUGUCUGCCCCAGGGGAGUGGAGCGAGGCGCUGUACCCUCUCCUCACCACGCUGACAGAGUGUGUGGCUAUGAUGAGUGACAAGGCUAAGAAGUCCAUGGUGUUCCUAUUGAUGCAGGACAGCGCUCCUACCAUCGCCAUGGACCUCUCCCUGCAGUAUAGACGAGACGUGGUCUUCUGCCAGACGGUCAGCACAGUACACAUACAGUGGGGAAAAAAAGUAUUUAGUCAGCCACCAAUUGUGCAAGUUCUCCCACUUAAAAAGAUGAGAGGCCUGUAAUUUUCAUCAUAGGUACACGUCAACUAUGACAGACAAAAUGAGAAAAAUAAAUCCAGAAAAUCACAUUGUAGGAUUUUUAAUGAAUUUAUUUGCAAAUUAUGGUGGAAAAUAAGUAUUUGGUCAAUAACAAAAGUUUCUCAAUACUUUGUUAUAUACCCUUUGUUGGCAAUGACACAGGUCAAACGUUUUCUGUAAGUCUUCACAAGGUUUUCACACACUGCUGCUGGUAUUUUGGCCCAUUCCUCCAUGCAGAUCUCCUCUAGAGCAGUGAUGUUUUGGGGCUGUCGCUGGGCAACACGGACUUUCAACUCCCUCCAAAGAUUUUCUAUGGGGUUGAGAUCUGGAGACUGGCUAGGCCACUCCAGGACCUUGAAAUGUUUCUUACGAAGCCACUCCUUCGUUGCCCGGGCGGUGUGUUUGGGAUCAUUGUCAUGCUGAAAGACCCAGCCACGUUUCAUCUUCAAUGCCCUUGCUGAUGGAAGGAGGUUUUAACUCAAAAUCUCACGAUACAUGGCCCCAUUCAUUCUUUCCUUUACAUGGAUCAGUUGUCCUAGUCCCUUUGCAGAAAAACAGCCCCAAUGCAUGAUGUUUCCACCCCCAUGCUUCACAGUAGGUAUGGUGUUCUUUGGAUGCAACUCAGCAUUCUUUGUCCUCCAAACACGACGAGUUGAGUGAGUUUUUACCAAAAAGUUAUAUUUUGGUUUCAUCUGACCAUAUGACAUUCUCCCAAUCCUCUUCUGGAUCAUCCAAAUGCACUCUAGCAAACUUCAGACGGGCCUGGACAUGUACUAGCUUAAGCAGGGGGACACAUCUGGCACUGCAGGAUUUGAGUCCCUGGUGGCGUAGUGUGUUACUGAUGGUAGGCUUUGUUACUUUGGUCCCAGCUCUCUGCAGGUCAUUCACUAGGUCCCCCCGUGUGGUUCUGGGAUUUUUGCUCACCGUUCUUGUGAUCAUUUUGACCCCACGGGGUGAGAUCUUGCGUGGAGCCCCAGAUCGAGGGAGAUUAUCAGUGGUCUUGUAUGUCUUCCAUUUCCUAAUAAUUGCUCCCACAGUUGAUUUAUUCAAACCAAGCUGCUUACCAAUUGCAGAUUCAGUCUUCCCAGCCUGGUGCAGGUCUACAAUUUUGUUUCUGGUGUCCUUUGACAGCUCUUUGGUCUUGGCCAUAGUGGAGUUUGGAGUGUGACUGUUUGAGGUUGUGGACAGGUGUCUUUUAUACUGAUAACAAGUUCAAACAGGUGCCAUUAAUACAGGUAACGAGUGGAGGACAGAGGAGCCUCUUAAAGAAUAAGUUACAGGUCUGUGAGAGCCAGAAAUCUUGCUUGUUUGUAGGUGACCAAAUAUUUAUUUUCCACCAUAAUUUGCAAAUAAAUUCAUUAAAAAUCCUACAAUGUGAUUUUCUGGAUUUUUUUUUCUCCAUUUGUCUGUCAUAGUUGACGUGUACCUAUGAUGAAAAUUACAGGCCUCUCUCAUCUUUUUAAGUGGGAGAACUUGCACAAUUGGUGGCUGACUAAAUACUUUUUUCCCCCACUGUACUGACCUGUGUACACACACACACACACACACACACACAUACAAGUAGUGAGGUAGAAUAAUGUGUGUAAAUAAAAAUGUAUGUGACGUUAAAGUGAAUGUUGAGUGUUAAUAUACACGGAGUAUACCAAAAUUAGGAACUUCCUAAUAUUGAAGGGUACAUAGUUUAUGCAUGGACUCUACAUGGUGUCAAAAGUGUUCCACAGGGAUGCUGGCCCAUGUUGACUCCAAUGCUUCCCACAGUUCUCAAGUUGGCUGGAUGUCCUUUGGGCGGUGGACCAUUCUUGAUACACACGGGAAACUGUUGAGCGUGAAAACCCAGCAGCGUUGCAGUUCUUGACACAAACCAGUGCGCCUGGCACCUACUAGCUUACCCCGUUCAAAGGCACUGGAAUAUUUUGUCUUGCCCAUUCACUCUCUGAAUGGCACACAUACACAAUCCAUGUCUGAAUUGUCUCAAGGCUUAAAAAUCCUUCUUUAACCUGUCUCCUCCCCUUCAUCUACACUGAUUUGAAGUGGAUUUAACAAGUGACAUCAAUAAGGGAUCAUAGCUUUCACCUGGAUUCACCUGGUCAGUGUCAUGGAAAGAGCAGGUGUUCCUAAUGUUUUGUAUACUCAGUGUUAAUGUUAAUAUCUGUCUCCAGCUCACUGCUCUCAUCUGUGGCUUCAUCAUCAAGCUGAGGAACUGUCUCCGUGACGAUGGCUUCCUAAGGCAGCUCUACACCAUCGGCCUGCUGGCCCAGUUUGAGUCUCUGCUCAGCACCUAUGGUAAAGUACACAUACUCUCCUCUCUCUCGCUCUCUCACUCACUCACUCACUCACUCACUCACUCACACAAUUUGACGUUGUGUAUCCAG